AUGGGAAAUCGCAACCAUACCAAGAUUCGCCAGAAGCAGCCUAGUCUCUUUUUCUCUUCGGUCAACGUCACUUUGAUGGAAAAGCUAGAAACCCCCACUAAAGUUAGCGCCGGGAAGCUACAGACUUUUGAGCGGCUGCACGCCGAAGGCUUCGCUUACCUCGCUGACAACUCAUACAUUCGUUCAGUUGGAUCCUUCAUUUUCAUCAUGCUUAUGGGCUACCUGGCGCUUUCGGGUCAUGCGCUUUCUCCAUCGGCUGAUACAGUCUCGCUGUCUGGUUCAAGUAUUCCGCACUCAAUGUGCAACAGUGAUCAGCAGUGGAUGAAGGAGGGCCGCCACACCCCGCGCUUGCUGCUUGCCACCGGUCUACCCGAACUUUGUCCUUUACCCACGGAAUGUGUGGCUUCUGCCAGAUAUUACGAGGUGGCGAACGUUAUCUUUGACCGUAGUCUUCAACGACUUCCUAGCCUUGAGCACUUCCAAGCUCUUGUUGAAGAAAACAUUGGUGGUUUUUCGGGUUCUGUGGGCACCCAAAUGGAGCAGCUUCGAAGGGAACUAGGUGCGCUGUCGGCGCGACUGGGAGGACAGAUGCGCGACGCACAUUCGGGGCAGAUACUUUUCCUGCAGAAGCAGCUGGGUAAUCGUGUUGAGGCGUUUUCAGUUUUUUUGCAGGAUGUGGCCAGCCAAGUGGGAGCAGAUAUGCCUGUGAAAUUUGCGCUUGAGGAGUUAAAUAGCGUGGCGGAUAGUGUACGGAAGGGCUUGCGCAUUUUGUCUACAGCUGAGGGUCCUCACGACGUUCCUCAUUGGCCCAUCUUCGCUUUCAUGGCUAGCGCUGUCAUCUGCCUCACUUGUAGCGCCAUUUUCCAUCUGAUGUUUGUGGUCAACCGCCCAACUUACAUGUUCCUGUCGCGUGUGGACUACGCCGGCAUCACAAUUCUGAUUGCCGGAUCUUUUUACCCCCUGGUAUACUAUUCGUUUUAUUGUCAUCCGUGGCUGCGCAGCGUUUAUCUCGUAUCUAUCUCGACGAUGGCUGCACUUACGUUUGUUGUGGCGCUUCUUCCAAUUUUUGGCACCCCGAGAUUUCUCGUGGCUCGCACUUGUAUCUUCUUGGCGCUUGGCUUCUUCGGUGUGGUUCCUGUGACGCACCUGGUGUGGCAUUUUGGCCUUUUCGACCCUCAUGUCACGGUAAUGAUUGGCCCACUACUGCUAAUGGGGUUGCUGUACACAAGCGGAGCUAUAAUUUACGCUACCAAGUUUCCCGAACGUUUUUUCCCCGGUCGAUUUGACUUGUGGUUCUCUAGCCACCAGCUUUGGCACAUUUGCGUUGUGGCUGCAGCACUGGUUCACUUUGCCAACGCCUUGCAGCAUUAUGAAUGGCGUUGGAACACACAGUGCGAAUUAUGA
This is a messenger RNA of Plasmopara halstedii, 1404 nucleotides long. RefSeq names its product adiponectin receptor. The record is from RefSeq and is a predicted model, not a curated record. Gene Ontology annotation, molecular function: signaling receptor activity. Gene Ontology annotation, cellular component: membrane. Lineage: Eukaryota; Oomycota; Peronosporomycetes; Peronosporales; Peronosporaceae. Bases 1 to 1404 code for a protein of 467 amino acids. The transcript is spliced from 2 exons.